UCAUGCAUGGUUGUCUCUACGGAUUGCUUGCAGAUUGCAUUCUUUUUUCCGCGAUAAAAAGUUUUUUAUCCCAAUUUGCAGCUUUUGAGUUAAACAAGGUAGUUAAAGGCAAUGGUUCUCGUGAUAGCAUUAUUUUACCAGUAAAUGUGUGGUUAAAAAUUAUAUUUGGUGAUCAAAUAGACUACGUUCUGUGUGAAUUGCGUAUCAUGUAACUUUUGUGGUUUAUUUUGCGGGCUGAACUAUCUAUUUUCAACUCAGGAUUCUUCCUUGCAAUGCGCCACCCAAAAUAGGCAACCAUGAGUUGGCUCCGGACAACCAGCCUCUCGCUUGCUCGCCAGCUCUCGAGGACCCUCGACCCUCGACACGACUACGAGCCACAUGCCUGCUACGUGUCAUUUUGCAAGCACUGGCAACAGGCACACGAUAUUAUACUUAAAUCUCAACCAACCCACCUACACGACGAUGUCCUAGGCGUAGUGAACCACCUGGAACAGCUCUCCACCCUGCUAGUACUCGAGGCUAAAGCGAGGGAGAUCAACACUGCGACCAGCCCCGCCUCCUGCCUAGAGUAUCUACUCAGUGAAAACCUGCUGGAUAAGCUUUAUGAAUGGGCUGUUUGUACUGGAAAAUACGAAAAUGCCGUGCGCUUGGAGGAGCUCAAGUUAUUUGGACAUCUUAUCAGCCAUUAUAGUACUCAGGUGAUUGCAGCAGAGCCUUUCCUACGACCGCUGCUGAAAUUGUUAAGCGGAUUCCGAAAUGAAUUACCUCCACCUAAUCUUGAGAGUCAGUUAGUGACGGUACUGAACCAGAUGUGUGUGGCGUUGAUGCAGAACAUCAAGUUCUUGGAUUUGUUCUUCCUAACCAUGCACACACAAAAAGGAUCUCAAGCUGAGUUUAUAAUAGUCCGUCUCCUGCUGUCGUCGGUCCACCGCGAGGGCAGCCCGGGCGCGGCCGCGCGGGACGCGCUCCUGCUCUGUGCCAAGAUGUCGGCGCGCUGUCCACAGCUCGCCGACUUCAUGCUGGCCGGGAACACGUGUCCUGUACUCGCUACUGGUCUAAGCGGUCUGUACUCCCUCCUACCCCGGACCUUGAGCGAGCAAGUAUACCGCCUGACACCGGACGACGUGAACCACGUACAUAAACUGACGCUGUUCAUAGACUCGCUAGAGUUCUGUAACGCUGUGGCACAGGUUGCUCAUCCCUCAAUAAAGAAGCAUCUACUAGAUCUACUAUACCAAGGGUUCCUAGUGCCGGUGAUGGGCCCAGCGUUACUACAGACGAAAGCGGCGACGUUGCAGAGUGGCGCAGCGGAACAAGCGGCGGCGAUGGCGUACCUCGAACUUCUAUUGCGAUGCGUCACCAGGCGAGGACUAUUGCGGGCUGUGCUUCAUUUCCUCUUUGUAUAUGAGUAUGAUGGAGUUAGAGUCGUCGAUGUAUUGUUACGAAGACUUGAAGGCAAUUCUCAGCUAUCACUAGUCUCCUUAGCUCUAAUGGAGACACUAAUCGACCUCAACUGCGAAGAUGUGAUGGUAGACCUGGUCUUCAAGCACCUUCUCAACGGCCAUCACCUGAUGGUAGCCUAUAGACAUAAGAUAGCUGAUCCGGAGCCGUAUAGAGACGCGGCUAUCGCAUUCUUGGGUCUCUCGCCUAGAUGCUGCUCGAGGCCUAUGGAGAUGACAAAACAUUGGAUAGACGAGCUAGCAAUGAGCGGACGUCGCGUCCUUGAUCUGAAGAGUGACAACGAGAGGCGAGUGAAUGGAGUCCACGACGAUAUCGCCAUGAGCAGUCUGGUACAUGAAAUUAAAGUCAAUUAUGGGAACCCCAACGACACACUAUUCGGCAACUACCACGCCUACAUCUGCGACUCGCGCUUCGAAAUAGUAUCCCGCGUACUAGCAUGCAGUAACUGGAGCUCACGGUAUGACAGCGUCACGCCGCCAAAAAGAGAAACCAACAACAAUACAAAAGAAACGAAAGAGAUAGACAUAGUCUCACCGAAAGAGCAGGACAGCCUUAUUUCAUGUACGAGCGGAUAUGAGACAAAAACAAGCGACAGUUCGGAAAAAGAACAACACAGUUUGACGUCACUGAAUGAACAGGAGAAUGAAGUGAAGACCGAAUUGAAUGAAUUAAAAGAACAUGAUAGUUUGACGUCUACCGGGGAGAGUAGUGGGUAUGAGAGCUUUAAGUAUAAGGAGGGGGAGGGGGAUGAGGGAUUCGCUGAGGAGUUAUUCCGGAGGAGUUUUGUAAAGAAGGAGGAUAAUGGGUAUGAAGGGGAGGUGCCUUUGAUCAGAAGCUGGAGGGCCAGUGCUGAAUCAAUUAUUGGCCCAUUACUAGCCAGCCUUCUGAAGAAGACAGCAGUUCUCUUAGAAUCUGAAGUGAUAGUAAACUGCCGCGUCACGAGUGUAGUCUCCAAAUUGGCGUCACUACCUACACCUCUGCUGACCUCGCUACUGCUGUGUCCCGGAUUUGUACUGCAGCCUAACGUGCCUUCUCUGUUUCAGAUACUAAGUAAACUAAAAGAAGAAGUAGAAGAGCUGACGGAAGGUAUAGACAACACGGGCGAGCUGGUGGACAAGGCGCGAGUUUACCUCAUACAACGAGAGAUGGCGUUAGUAAAGACACGAGGCCCGACGAAUGAUGAUAGUCACGGCCACGACUCACCGUCCCAGAAAUCGGACGACUCGCCCUUCCGACGUGUCGAGGCGAAACGUCGCAGUCUCUCCAAUAGCAUAUCCAACAUGUUUGGACGGAGAUUAUCUUCUUCAUCGCCCUCCCAGCAUCACAUGCACAGCCCACAACCCCACACAUACGCCAGCCCACAAAAACGACCAGUGUUCACACAGGAAUCGUACUGGAACCAGUCCAUCACACUACGCUCAAUACUAAACGCCGUCAUACUUGAUGAGUGGCUUAAAGAAUUAGCUGCACUAUGCGAAGAACAUGCCCUACGACUUUCAGCCAAUCACUAUGAAGAUGAGAGCUACGUACAAGCCGUCGCCUUAUGACUGAGAGCCAAAACCGCUGAAGGUAUUUACCUAAAAAGAAAUGCCCUCAACGGAAAAACUAAUGACACAUUCGUCUGAAUGCAAUUCGCCAUAAUAACGUUACUCGAUAGCAACUAUCGAUUCUUUAGUCGAUUUUACGAUUGGUGUUCACUACUUUUCAUAAUCGACUAAUUUUUAAAUGUAUGUGGGAAGCUAUCACAAAAGUCCAAGUGUUUUUGAAACAUGUGAUUUCUAGGUGUUGAGAGUUGCCUUUUACGUAUAGCAGGAAUUUACAACGUAAUGUAAAUAUUAAAGUAAGGAUCGGAUUUUAUGGAUAAGUGACGACAUUUGAACGUUAACGAUUUUUUCUACAAACAUUAAUGUUAUUUUAGACGUCAAUAACAAGCAGUAUUUAAUGUAUUAAUUAUAGUGUAGUUAAAUAAAAUCUAUCAACAAUUUUUUAACAAAAAUCUUACAUAAGUCCUAAAAAUAUUCUUCCCGUAACUAGACGAGCUUUUAACCGCGAGAGAAUCGAUCGCGUCUUUACAAUAUUCGACUAAAAUCGUUAAUGUUCGUGUUCCAAAUGUAUUAGGCGAGUUUUUACGAACAAAAAUAUCAAUUAUUUUAGAUUGUACCGCGUGUACACUUUAUUUAGUUGUAGCAAGCAUCACAUACUUAAACUAAGUACCUAACUUUACUAGAAUAAUUUAGUUGCAAUUAUUUUUUAAACGUAUAAACUGGAUUGCCAUCAACGUAAUUUUGAACUGUGAUUUUUGUAAUGUUCAAACAAAAAUUAAAUAAAAAUUUUCCUGAAUAUUUAUUGUGAAAAUGAAAUGGAUACUUUUGUCUGUGUGAUUUUUUAUUAAUUUUUAUGGUCUUGAUCUAUGUUUUCGAGUAGUAUCUAAUUAUAUUCUGUCUAUAGGCAUUGUUUAAAGAAUGAGUCGAGUUACUCGUGGAACAGUUACGUGAGUGAGUCGAAAAACAUAAUAAUUGUUUAAAAGCAAUAGCAAUUGUAUAGAUUUAAUAUCAACUUUUAUGUCAAUGCAAAAUAUCAGAAAUAUUACUUUAGUAUUUCAUAAUAUUAGUUGAAAAGUUGGGAUUGUGAACAGUGCCUAUAAACCAAUUUUAAUACUAACUAUUCUGAUGUUAUAUUUUAUUUGGAAAUUAAUUAUUAUUUUAAUAUUGUUUUACUAACAUU
Spodoptera litura is the source of this 4185-nucleotide messenger RNA. RefSeq names its product FHIP family protein GJ17503. Lineage: Eukaryota; Metazoa; Arthropoda; Insecta; Lepidoptera; Noctuidae. The record is from RefSeq and is a predicted model, not a curated record.